Molecule: messenger RNA, 6900 nt
Organism: Cutaneotrichosporon cavernicola
Lineage: Eukaryota; Fungi; Basidiomycota; Tremellomycetes; Trichosporonales; Trichosporonaceae
Gene: URA2
Exons: 3
Coding region: 1-6900 (2299 amino acids)
Biological process (GO): L-citrulline biosynthetic process; UTP biosynthetic process; 'de novo' pyrimidine nucleobase biosynthetic process
Cellular component (GO): cytosol; cytoplasm
Molecular function (GO): aspartate carbamoyltransferase activity; ATP binding; dihydroorotase activity
Source: RefSeq, a predicted model, not a curated record
AUGGUCGCUCCAGCCCACGACGAGGUGUCCGCGGGUACCAACCCCCUCACCCCCGGUUCGCCGGCUCCCGCUCCCAAGGCUGCGGUUGCCCACGGUAGGAGCACGGCUGCGUCCACUGUCCUUCCUCUCGGUUCGCUUUACCCUCCUGCCUCAAGCAGAGGCGUCGACUUUAUGGCUGGCGAGACUGAGUGGGACGACUCUAUGGGCAGCGGCAACAUGGUCCUCGAGCUCGCCGACGGCCUCGCCCUCUCCGGCCACUCGUUCGGUGCUGACAAGAGCAUUUCCGGCGAGUGUGUCUUCCAGACUGGUAUGGUCGGUUACCCCGAGUCCAUCACCGACCCCUCGUACGAGAGCCAGAUUCUCAUCCUGACCUAUCCCCUGGUCGGCAACUACGGUGUGCCCGAGCGCCCGGAGGAGAUGAAGGCCGAGUUUGACAAGGCCACCAACGCCGUCCUUGACAGCAUCCCCAUCGAGUUUGAGAGCCGUCGCAUCCACGUCGCGGCCCUCAUCGUCGCCAACUACCACCCCAGCUACUCGCACCACCUCGCGUCGAGCAGCCUCGGCCAGUGGCUCAAGGAGCAGGGCGUCCCCGCCAUGUGGGGUGUCGACACGCGUAUGCUCACCAAGCGUCUCCGUGAGGGCGGUGUUCUGCUUGGCCGCGUGCUCGCCCAUAAGAAGGCUGAGGCUUCGGCCUCGCUGACUGGCGCCGCUCAGCGCCUCCUCGGCGGUCUCGCCUCGCCUGCGCAGAUCACUAACGGCCCCAACGCCUGGGCCGCAGACUACGACACCAUCCCCUUCGCGGACCCCAACGCCGUCAACCUCGUCGCCAAGGUGUCGAUCAAGGAGCCUGUCCUCUACACUGUUGAGACCGGCGCCGAGCCCAAGCUCAACAUCCGCACCGGCAAGACUCUUCGCAUCCUCGCGGUUGACGUCGGCCUCAAGUGGAACCAGAUCCGCUGCUUCCGCAAGCGCGGCGUCGAGGUCAAGGUCGUCCCUUGGGACUACGACUUUAACAAGGAGGCCGGUCAGUUUGACGGUCUGUUCAUCUCGAACGGCCCUGGCGACCCGUCCAUGGUCAAGGCCACUAUCGAGCACCUCAAGGUCGCUCUCGCGACCUCCAAGGUUCCCAUCUUUGGUAUCUGUCUUGGUCACCAGCUCAUUGCUCUGGCUUCUGGUGCCCAGACGCGCAAGAUGAAGUACGGCAACCGUGGCAUGAACCUCCCGUGCACGUGCUCGACCUCGGGCCGCUGCUACAUUACUUCGCAGAACCACGGUUACGAGGUGGAUGUCACCACCCUGUCCAACGGCUGGGAGCCACUCUUCACCAACGCCAACGACGACUCGAACGAGGGUAUCUGGAUGGGCAAGAACGGCAAGCCCUUCUUCUCGGUUCAGUUCCACCCCGAGUCAGCCCCGGGUCCUCGCGACACCGAGUUCCUCUUCGACGUCUUCAUUGACAGCGUCUACAACACCGCCGCCGAGGGCCGCCUCGUCUCCAUUGACAUGCCCGGCGGUGAGCUCGCCGCGCACCGCGAGCGCCUGCCCCGCGUUCAGGUCAAGAAGGUCCUUGUUCUCGGCUCCGGUGGUCUCUCUAUCGGCCAGGCCGGUGAGUUCGACUACUCGGGUUCGCAAGCUAUCAAGGCACUCAAGGAAGAGGGUAUUUACACCAUCCUCGUCAACCCGAACAUUGCCACCAUCCAGACUUCUCCGGGACUUGCGGACAAGGUCUACUUCCUCCCUGUCACGCCCGACUUUGUGCGCCGCAUCAUCAAGCACGAGAAGCCCGACGGCAUCUACUGCACGUUCGGUGGACAGACCGCCCUCAACGUUGGUGUGCAGCUCAAGGACGAGUUUGAGGGCCUCGGCGUCAAGGUUCUUGGCACGCCCAUUGACACCAUCAUCACCACCGAGGACCGUGACCUCUUUGCCCAGGCCAUGGAGGAGAUCGGCGAGAAGUGCGCCGACUCCUCGUCGGCCAACAACUUUGACGAGGCCAAGGUGGCCGCCGCCCGCAUCGGCUACCCCGUCAUCGUUCGUGCGGCGUACGCGCUCGGCGGUCUCGGCUCGGGCUUUGCCCAGAACGAGCACGAGCUUGAGGAGCUCUGCAACAAGGCCUUCGCCACCUCUCCCCAGGUCCUCGUCGAGAAGUCGAUGAAGGGCUGGAAGGAGGUCGAGUACGAGGUUGUCCGCGACUGCAUGGACAACUGCAUCACCGUGUGCAACAUGGAGAACUUUGACCCCCUCGGUAUCCACACUGGUGACUCGAUCGUAGUCGCGCCGUCGCAGACGCUCUCGGACGCCGACUACAACAUGCUCCGCACCACCGCGGUCAACGUCAUCCGCCACCUCGGCGUCGUUGGCGAGUGCAACAUUCAGUACGCUCUCAACCCGUACUCGAACGAGUACUGCAUUAUCGAGGUCAACGCGCGUCUCUCGCGUUCGUCGGCCCUCGCGUCCAAGGCCACCGGCUACCCCCUGGCCUUCAUCGCCGCCAAGCUCGGUCUCAACAUCCCCCUCAAUGAGAUCCGCAACUCGGUCACAAAGAAGACGACUGCCUGCUUCGAGCCCUCGCUCGACUACUGCGUCGUCAAGAUCCCCCGCUGGGACCUCAAGAAGUUCAACCGCGUCUCGACUGCACUCUCGUCGUCGAUGAAGUCGGUUGGUGAGGUCAUGGCCAUCGGCCGCACCUUUGAGGAGACUAUCCAGAAGGCCAUCCGCUGCAUCGACGACAGCUGGGGUGGCUUUGGCGUCAACAUUGACGUCGAGGACAUUGACCACGAGAUCCGCAACCCUACCGACCAGCGUCUCUUUGCCAUUGCCAAGGCGCUCAAGCUCGGCUACUCGGUCGAGAAGAUUAACGAAAUGUCGAGCAUCGACCCCUGGUUCCUCCGCCGCCUCGAGCGCAUCUCCAAGACCGAGGACGUCAUGGCCAAGUACUCGGCCGCGACCAUCCCCGACGAGCUCCUCCGCAACGCCAAGCAGCUCGGUUUCUCGGACCGCCAGAUUGCCAAGACCAUCAACUCGAACGAGCUUGCUGUCCGCCGCCUCCGUUCGGACGCUCGCAUCUCGCCGUUCGUCAAGCAGAUUGACACGGUCGCCGCCGAGUUCCCGGCCUUCACCAACUACCUGUACACUACGUACAACGCGUCCGAGCACGACGUUGCCUUCAACGACAACGGUGUCAUGGUCCUCGGCUCUGGUGUGUACCGUAUCGGUUCGUCCGUCGAGUUCGACUGGUGCGCCGUCCGUGCCAUCCGCACUCUCAGAGAGAACGGCAUGAAGACGGUCAUGAUCAACUACAACCCCGAGACCGUCUCUACCGACUACGACGAGGCCGACCGUCUCUACUUUGAGAACAUCUCACUCGAGACUGUCCUCGACAUCUACGACAUUGAGAGCUCGUCGGGUCUCGUCCUCUCGAUGGGUGGUCAGACGCCCAACAACAUUGCGCUUGCUCUCCACCGCCAGAACGUCAAGAUCUACGGCACUUCGCCCGAGAUGAUCGACACCGCCGAGAACCGUUACAAGUUCUCGCGUAUGCUUGACAAGAUCGAGGUCGACCAGCCACUCUGGAAGGAGCUCACCUCGUUCUCCGAGGCCAAGGCAUUCUGCGACAAGGUCAGUUACCCCGUGCUUGUCCGCCCCUCGUACGUGCUCUCGGGUGCGGCAAUGAACGUCGUCUUCACUGAGGACGACCUCUCUACGUACCUCAGUGCCGCGACCCAGGUUUCGCGCGACCACCCCGUCGUCAUCUCGAAGUACAUUGAGGACGCCAAGGAGAUCGAGAUGGACGCCGUCGCCAAGGACGGCAAGAUGGUCAUGCACUACAUCUCGGAGCACGUCGAGAACGCCGGCGUGCACUCGGGUGACGCGACGCUCGUCCUCCCCCCGCAGGACCUCGACCCCGAGACCAUCCGCAAGAUUGAGGUCGCGACCGCCAAGAUUGGUGCCGCCCUCAACGUUACUGGCCCGUACAACAUCCAGUUCAUUGCCAAGAACAACGAGAUCAAGGUCAUCGAGUGCAACCUCCGUGCUGCCCGUUCGUUCCCCUUCGUCUCCAAGGUCACAGGCAUCGACGCCAUCGAGAUUGCCACCAAGGUCAUGAUCGGCCUUCCUGUUACCCCCUACCCCGACAUCAAGAUGCCUCCCAACUACGUCGGUGUCAAGGUGCCCCAGUUCUCGUUCUCGCGUCUUGGUGGGGCCGACCCCGUUCUCGGUGUUGAGAUGGCCUCGACUGGUGAGGUUGCCUGCUUCGGCAAAGACCGCUACGAUGCCUACCUCAAGGCUCUCAUCUCGACUGGUAUCCGCCCGCCCAAGAAGAACGUUCUCCUCUCGUUCGGCUCCUUCAAGGAGAAGCUUGAGAUGCUCCCCUCGGUGCACAAGCUCCACAAGCUCGGCUACAACCUCUUCGCCACCGCUGGUACCGCCGACUUUAUCCAGGAGCACGGCAUCCCGGUCAAGUACCUCGAGGCCCUCCCCGAGGGAGAGGAUGACCCCCAGAAAUCCGAGUACUCGCUCCAGCAGCACCUGGCCAACAACCUUAUCGACCUGUACAUCAACCUGCCGUCCAAGAACCGCUACCGCCGCCCCGCGUCGUACAUCUCGAAGGGUUACAUCUCGCGUCGUAUGGCUGUCGACUACGCAGUGCCCCUGAUCACCAACGUCAAGUGCGCCAAGCUCUUCAUCGAGGCCAUCAUCCGCAAGCCCACCUUUGACAUCACCUCGGUCGACUACAAGACCAGCCACCAGACCUUCACCUUCCCCGGUCUCGUGUCGGUUCAGUCGUUCGUUCCUGGUGCCGCCGAGGUCGGCUCGGAAGACUUUGGUGUCGCGACCCAGGCCGCGAUCCGCGGUGGCUUCACCACCAUCCAGAUGGUACCCCAGGGUGUCCACUCGUCGGUCGAGGACGAGAUUUCGCUCCAGCGAGCCCAGCAGAACGCUUCUGGCGCCGCUCACUGCGACUACAUGUUCUCGGUUGCCGCCACACCGGACAAUGCGUCGCGCCUGGCCUCGGCUCUGGAGGCUGGCGCCAAGGCCCUCUUCAUCCCCUUCAACAACUUCUACGGCCCCGUCAACAAGGUCGCCAGCGUCGCGCAGCACUUUGCCGCCUGGCCCCAGGACAAGCCGAUCGUCACCGACGCCCGCGCAACUGACCUCGCCUCGAUCCUCCUCCUCGCGUCGCUCAACAACCGCAGCAUCCACAUUGCCUCGGUGUCGACGCGCGACGACAUGCUCCUUAUCGCUCUCGCCAAGGAGAAGGGCCUCAAGGUCACCUGCGACGUCUCGGUGUACGCACUCUUCUACUCUCAGGCCGACUUCCCCGCGGCCGCCAAGGUCCUCCCCACUGCGGACGACCAGGCCGCGCUCUGGGAGAACCUGGAGACGAUCGACGUCUUCUCUGUCGGCGUUCUGCCCUAUGAGCUUGGCCAGGCACUUGGCAAGCCCGUCUCGGCUCGCAGCGGUGUCGAGGAGACUCUCCCUCUCCUCCUCACGGCUGUUAGUGACGGCCGCCUCACCCUUGAGGACAUCGCCCUCCGCCUCGCGGAGAACCCUCGCGCCAUCUUCGACAUUCCCGAGCAGGCGCAGACCUAUGUGGAGGUUGAGGUCAACCGCUCGUCGGUGUUCGAGCUCGAGGACAGUGCCGACUGGUCGCCUUUGGGCGGUAAGCAGGUUGCUGGCGGCGUCCACCGUGUCGUCAUCAACAACCACUCGGUUGUGCUCGACGGCACCGCGUUCUCGAUGCCCCUUGGUCGCGACAUCUCGCUCGGCGUCAGCGUCCGUCACCCCCGUGCCUCGCGCUCGUCGUUCACGCGCACGUCACGCCCGAGCAUUAGCCUGCUCGCCUCGCCCCCGAUUCCCCAGGCUCCCCUCCUCGGCGGUGCGCCCACGCGCGAGCAGCCCUCGCUCAUGUCGCUCGCGGCCCAGCCCGUACCCCAGGCUUCGCCUGUCCCACUGCUCCAGUCGCGCCAGCCCCACCCUGCGUUCGCACGCCGCCACGUCCUGUCGGUCGGCCAGUUCAACAGGGAUGACCUGCACGCACUCUUCAACCUCGCGUCCGAGAUGCGCACGCAGGUUGAGCGCCAGGGCUCGGUCGACACUCUCCGCGGUCGUGUGCUCUCCACCCUCUUCUACGAGCCCAGCACGCGUACUUCGACCUCGUUCGAGGCUGCCAUGAAGCGCUGCGGUGGUGAGGUUGUGCAGGUGACGGCUGAGACCUCCUCUGUGAAGAAGGGCGAGUCGCUCUCGGACACGAUCCGCACUCUCGGCUGCUACUCGGAUGCCAUUGUGCUCCGUCACCCCGCGGUCGGCUCGUCCAAGGAGGCCGCCAAGUCGUCGCCCGUCCCAAUCAUCAACGCCGGCGACGGUAUCGGCGAGCACCCAUCGCAGUCGCUGCUCGACGUCUUCUGUAUCCGUGAGGAGCUGGGUUCGGUCAACGGUGUGACGGUCACCCUCAUCGGUGACCUCAAGAACGGCCGCACCGUGCACUCGCUCGUCAAGCUUCUCUCGCUCUACGACGUGACUCUCAACUUUGUCUCGCCUCCGUCGCUCAAAAUGCCCGACUACGUCAAGGCCGAGGCGACGCGUGCCGGCAUCAAGUGGUACGAGCACACGACCCUCGACACGGUCAUCCCCCACAGCGACGUGCUGUACGUCACGCGCAUGCAGAAGGAGCGCUUCGACAGCCUUGCCGAGUACGAGGCUGUCAAGGACAUGUACGUGAUCAACCACGACGUCCUGGCGCGCGCCAAGGAGAGCGCGAUUGUCAUGCACCCGCUCCCGCGCCUCAACGAGAUCGACCCCGAGGUCGACUUUGACUCGCGCCGCGCCGCCUACUUCCGCCAGAUGCGUUAUGGCCUGUUCAUCCGCAUGGCGCUACUCACUAUGGUCCUCGGGGCUUAG